Sphaerodactylus townsendi is the source of this 777-nucleotide messenger RNA. RefSeq names its product spermatogenesis associated 25 (gene SPATA25). The record is from RefSeq and is a predicted model, not a curated record. The annotation marks the transcript as partial. The transcript has a single exon. NCBI's taxonomy places the organism in Eukaryota, Metazoa, Chordata, Lepidosauria, Squamata, Sphaerodactylidae. Gene Ontology annotation, biological process: spermatogenesis.
CUUCUCCGGCUGAUCUCUGUUCUCUCCCCACCCCCAAUUUUAGGAGAGGCCGACAGCAGAGACCUCAAACUGGCACCGAACAGCCUGCUCAGUCUGCCCCCCGCUUCAGUCACCACUCACGUGGUGUUCAGGAGGAAAGCGCCCGCCAGGAGGGGGCCUGCCCCCAAGGUCAGCCCCACCCAGGUGCUUCCUGAGUCAGACUUCAAGCUCCCUUGCAGGAGAGGAUUCCUGUCACCCAGCCCCCCCAGCCAGGGGGCCACACGGAGGCCGGCCAGGAGGUUCCCCCAAGCAGGCCCGGCACCGGAGCUCCCUUCUGAGCAGACCGGGAACAGGUGGCCAUGCCUCCCCGCUGCGAUGCCGCCCCCUCUUGGCCCGCAGCCCAAGGUUUUUGCCAGCUCCAGGGGAGACUUCCAGCUGGCCCGGCAGGCCUUCUUGCCCAGGGGCAUCGUCUGGAUGUCGGUGCCGCUGGACUCCGAACCGGGAGCUCAGCCGGCGCCCCGCCUGCCUCCCAACAUCUGCAUCUUGACCUUGGCCAUGAUGAUCGCCGGCAUCCCCACAGUGCCGGUGCCGGGAGUUCGCGAGGAGGACAUGAUCUCGGCGGCCCAAAACUUUGUGGCAGAGAGCCUGCCGUCCGGCAGCGUGGACCAGGAGGGAGCCCCGCAGGGGGGGUGGGCUUCAGUGCCCCACCUGGGCCUCGCCUGCAAGAGAGACCGGCAGCGGAAGAGGGCGGCUAGCAGAAGCCUCUUCCCUCUUUUUCUAACCCAGCUGGAGAAGUAA